AUGACAGAAGUAAACAAGAAUCUAGAAACAUUAUCAUUAAAAUUCUCAGAACAUCAACAAAAUAUAAAUGAUUUAAUAUCAUCAAGAUCAAGAUUAGAAACUCAAUAUCAAGAAAAUAAAAUUGUAAAUGAAGAAUUUUCUUCACUAUCUGAAGAUUCCAAAAUAUAUAAAUUAAUAGGUCCUAUUUUAUUACCUCAAGAUUUUUUAGAUGCUUCAUCUAAUGUUAGUAAAAGAAUUGAAUUUAUUGAAAAUGAAAUUAAAAGAGUUGAGAAUAAAAUCGAAACAGAAGAAAAAUCAAUGGAAGAUAUAAGGAAUGAAAUUAUAAAAUUAAGAUCAUCUCAACAAAGUUAA
This is a messenger RNA of Lodderomyces jiufengensis, 351 nucleotides long. RefSeq names its product tubulin-binding prefolding complex subunit (gene YKE2). Gene Ontology annotation, cellular component: cytoplasm; prefoldin complex. The record is from RefSeq and is a predicted model, not a curated record. Gene Ontology annotation, biological process: chaperone-mediated protein complex assembly; protein folding. Gene Ontology annotation, molecular function: protein-folding chaperone binding. The coding region runs from base 1 to 351 and encodes 116 amino acids. The transcript has a single exon. Lineage: Eukaryota; Fungi; Ascomycota; Pichiomycetes; Serinales; Debaryomycetaceae.